This is a messenger RNA of Acomys russatus (golden spiny mouse), 1844 nucleotides long. It is a transcript of the gene Adora2b, whose product is annotated as adenosine A2b receptor. Gene Ontology annotation, cellular component: membrane. Gene Ontology annotation, biological process: G protein-coupled adenosine receptor signaling pathway; adenylate cyclase-activating G protein-coupled receptor signaling pathway; vasodilation. Bases 129 to 1124 code for a protein of 331 amino acids. The transcript is spliced from 2 exons. Gene Ontology annotation, molecular function: G protein-coupled adenosine receptor activity. The record is from RefSeq and is a predicted model, not a curated record. NCBI's taxonomy places the organism in Eukaryota, Metazoa, Chordata, Mammalia, Rodentia, Muridae.
UGGGCGGCGCAGACCCGGCUUGAGACGUGCGGUCUGGACGCUUCGGCCAUGCCUGGCGGCACCUUAGCGGCUCUCCCGCGCCCGACACAACCCCGGUAGACGACUCUCCGGGCCGGGCUGACCGGGCCAUGCAGCUAGAGACGCAGGACGCGCUGUACGUGGCGCUGGAGCUGGUUAUCGCCGCGCUGGCAUUGGCGGGCAACUUACUGGUGUGCGCCGCGGUGGGAGCCUCCAGUGCAUUGCAGACCCCCACCAAUUACUUUCUGGUGUCGCUGGCGGCGGCCGACGUGGCCGUGGGACUCUUCGCUAUCCCCUUCGCCAUCAUCAUCAGUCUGGGCAUCUGCACGGACCUCUACGGCUGCCUCUUCCUCGCCUGCUUCGUGCUGGUGCUCACACAGAGCUCCAUCUUCAGCCUCUUGGCGGUGGCUGUCGACAGGUAUCUGGCCAUUCGCGUCCCGCUCAGGUAUAAAAGUUUGGUCACUGGGGCCCGAGCAAGAGGGACCAUUGCUGUCCUCUGGGUCCUUGCCCUUGCCAUCGGAUUGACUCCCUUCCUGGACUGGAACAGUCGGAAGACAAUUCCCUGCAACUGCACAGAACCUGGGGAUGGAAUCAGGAAUAGAAGCUGCCGUGUGAAGUGUCUCUUUGAGAAUGUCGUCCCCAUGAGCUACAUGGUGUAUUUCAAUUUCUUCGGCUGUGUCCUUCCUCCACUGCUCACCAUGCUGGUGAUCUACAUCAAGAUCUUCAUGGUGGCCUGCAAGCAGCUCCAGCGCAUGGAACUGAUGGACCACUCGAGGACCACGCUCCAGCGAGAGAUCCAUGCGGCCAAGUCACUGGCGAUGAUUGUGGGCAUUUUUGCUCUGUGUUGGCUCCCGGUACAUGCCAUCAACUGUGUUACUCUUUUCCAUCCAACUCUAGCCAACAACAAGCCCAAGUGGCUAAUAAAUGUUGCCAUCCUCCUGUCACAUGCCAAUUCAGUUGUCAAUCCCAUUGUAUAUGCCUACAGGAACAGAGACUUCCGCUAUACUUUCCACAGAAUCAUCUCCAGGUAUGUUCUCUGCCAGACCAAUACCAAGGGUGGGAGUGGGCAGGCCGGGGCACAGUCUACACUCAGUCUGAGCUUAUGACCUAGGCUCUGGCCUUUUGGAGAAGAAGGCUUAAAAUAAACAAUGGGACUAGACACUGUGAAAGAUGCUACGCCUCUCAAGCACAUGACCUGUCUCUUCUGAGUACCUGCCUGGAGUUACACAAAUCUGGCUAAUAAGCACACGCAAUUAGGAGGCUCCGAGGUUAAGAGACACGCUCAUGAAUCUAUCCAGCUGCUCUUACUGUGUGGAUGAUAGCAGUGGCUUGAACUGAUUCCUGAAGACUGUUUCAUUUUAAGAAUCUGCCUCAUUCAAGGUAGAAAAUGACUGAAACUUACCUUACUGUGAAAUACUGUGAACUAUUAUAAUGUAAGUAUUUUUCACUUUCAGCAAUGGAAAAAUAAAAGUUGGCUAUAUUAAUGUAUACUUGGUCCUAGGACAGCAACCCAGAGACCUAAAGUAUAAUUCUUCAAUCAAGAUGCUGUAGUAUUAAUUUAGGGAAUGCUAUUCUAAGUUUUGAAGUAGAAUUACAAUUAAACAAAGUUCAAUAUUUUCCAUGUACUCAAAACCCUAGAGGUAGAAACUGGAGAAGUGGGCUCCCCCCUCUCCUGGAAUCUGACUUGUAGACCUAGGUACUGGGUUUUGCUUCUCUCCCGUGUUAAAGUUUAUUGGGACCCACAGUGUGAAAUUUUACUAAAAAGCAAAACUAUCUAAUUGUGUAUUAUAUUCAGUGAUAAAUAAAACUCUGCAAGAAGCUAGCUA